Messenger RNA from Chaetomium strumarium, 2124 nucleotides. RefSeq lists its product as uncharacterized. Bases 262 to 1974 code for a protein of 570 amino acids. Lineage: Eukaryota; Fungi; Ascomycota; Sordariomycetes; Sordariales; Chaetomiaceae. Gene Ontology annotation, molecular function: protein binding. The record is from RefSeq and is a predicted model, not a curated record. The transcript is spliced from 2 exons. Gene Ontology annotation, cellular component: nucleus.
UACCACCUCUUUCUUCCCAGUUUGGCUUGUCAGAAGAUUCGGAAUAGCACCGAAUACAGAAGAACGCACAAUUCCUUAUUAAGCCUCUCACGCAGCGAUGCCCGCCAGUCGUUAUUAAGACUCGGAGACGUCCCAUCAUCCAUCAUCUCCUGACCCCGGCAUCACACCCCAAACUUGGGGCAAUUCCUCUUUGGAACCCGCGAUGAAAACGGCCCUUGCUCGACCCCUGCCGUCUAACAGUUCGCUUCUGUGUCCUCCACCAUGGACAGCUCCUCGCCGUCCGUCGUAACGGACGAGAAAGAUCCACCCCGGGGGCCCCUUCUCGAGCGUCGCCAGCAGCUGACAGAUGCACUGGCCGCAUCCCCCUACGACUUGAUCCUCUACCUGGAACGGGCCGUCGUCUACUCCAACCUCGCGUAUCCCGACCUGGCCGCCAGCGACGCCUACCGUGCCCUGCUCCUGGCCGACGAAGUGCAUGAUGAGAGCUUCGAAUACCACGAACAAGCCAAGGAGGCUCUUAGCCGCUACUCCACCACCCCCUGUCCCGACGUGCUUAACCACGGCGCGCUUGUCGAAGACCUCGAUCGCCCCCAAGACGGAGAGGGCGCGCAGGCGGCCGGCACUUACAACCUGCUCGCGAACCUUGCCUCGGUCCGCUGUUUUCAGAUCCUCUCGCUCAGUCUCUUGCUCUGCGGCUGCCUGAAGAGCGCCCUCAGCUUCUGCGAAAGGGGUCUGAAUCUUGCGCCUCACAACAGAGAGCUCGCGGAGAUCAAGGGCUACAUCGAGCAGGUGGCAAGGCGAAGGCUGCGGAAGGACCCGGACGAGCCACUCGACAUAAACAGCCUGCCGGAUACCGGAGUUGUGCGCCGGGAAGUGUAUCCCUGGAACACCUACGAGCCUGACCGCUUUUCCCAGGAAUCGCUAUCGUACCUCAACGGACGGCUCGCCGAGAUCGCUCCCAAGUGCGAAGUCAGAGUCUCGAAUCUCCCCGUCCUGCUCGAUGGCGAGAGCAACACCGACGAUUACGAGAUCAUUCCGACCUGUAACCAGUUGGGCCUCUUCGCGAAAGAGGAUAUCGCGCCCGGCGAGACGGUCCUGAAGGAGUACUCGCUCCUGACCGCCAACAACCGGCACAAGGAAUCGACCUGCGACGCCUGCGGCACCGAGUUGCCGCCUCUGGACAGCAACUCCAAGGCGGUGAGCUGCCCCGAGUGCUACGACACCAUCUUCUGCGACGAGUUCUGCUUCCAACAGGCCCAAGAGCAGUACCACCCUGCCGUCUGCGACAAGGAUGUCGACUCCAUUGCAAAGGACCCUGAUGCCCGCGACGUCGACGAAUCCCUCUAUCUCUUGCUGCUGGCACGCCUUUUUGCCAUGUCGGCACACCAGGACAUCCAUCCGCUCGAGGUGAAGGAGAUCAAGUAUAUCUGGGGCGACUUCGUCCCUACCGCCAUGAACGACAUCGACGGCUCGGUCACUGCCGAGCCGCCACCGGAGUGGACGCUGCCUUUCUCCUUCAAGUACAACGUCGAGAUUCCGCUCCACAUCCUCGACAGGAUGGACGUCGACAUCUACGCGACGCUGUACAAGUACGAUCUGUGGGUAUUCAACACGGCAUAUGCCAAGUUCCGCGGCACCGCCUCGGCGAGGAAGAGCCUGCGCGAUGGCCGCCCGGACGUCGCGGCCGUCCAUCCCUUCUGGUGUCUGGCGAACCACGACUGCAACCCUAACGUCACCUGGGAAUGGGGCGGGCGCAUGGUGAUGUGGGCGCGGGAGACUCGGGUAGUGGGCCAACAGCCCGGCGGCAUCAGGGCCGGAGAGGAGAUCCUGAAUCAUUAUUGCGAUGUGAACCUGCCCGUCCAGCAGCGGAGGGAAUGGGCUCAGGGGAGUCUGGGGGGGUGGUGCAUGUGUACGCGGUGCCGGGAGGAGGCGGCAAUGAAACCGACCAAUGGAACUACGGAGCACUUGAAUUGAUGAUACACGGAAAGAUGGGGUUACGCGCGCGGGGAAGGAGUCGGUAUUGGAUGGUGUGGUACAACUUCAAGUUCUUGGAUCAGCAUGGAGCACUGUUUUGGGGGAUUCUAUGGGAUCCGACGAAGUCCUACCCCCCGGGUGGGCCCUCUG